Messenger RNA from Cyphellophora europaea CBS 101466, 786 nucleotides. RefSeq lists its product as uncharacterized. NCBI's taxonomy places the organism in Eukaryota, Fungi, Ascomycota, Eurotiomycetes, Chaetothyriales, Cyphellophoraceae. The record is from RefSeq and is a predicted model, not a curated record. Bases 1 to 786 code for a protein of 261 amino acids. The transcript has a single exon.
AUGGGCGCUGCGAACACUGCGCCUUCGUCACCUACUAUGUCGCGAUCAAAUAGCACGUCUUCAGUACUCUCCCAGUCUUCGCACAAGUCUGAGCCUGCAUGGUAUAGUAGCUACAACGGAGUGGAUACUACGAAGUCGCGCAAAUCGUCCACUGUCUCGACCAAGACAACGCCCGCGAGCAGAGGCGAUGGCAACAGCGGCUUGAAGUCGUUCUUUUCUGCAGAAGGGCGGGCAGAGCGCAAGGAGCAGAAGAGGAAGGAACAAGAGAAGCUAGAGAAGACAGUCUUGACCUCCAGGCAUGCGGCCACGGUCAGAACGAGGAUGCUGCUGGAACAACACAACCUCAGAGGUGGCCCAAAGGUUGCCAACGUCACUGGCACGACCAAGAGUGUACAUCUUACAGCAGCUGCGCAGCAGACAAGGUUACCGCACUCGGGCCCCCCUGCUCUCCAUGUAGCCGUCAAAGCCGACAACCGCGACAUGCCUGCGCUCUCUCGAAUCAUGUCUGGAGAUGAAAGGGACGAGGAAGACGAGCGGUUGGAGAGGGACAGGGAAGAAUGGCUCAGAAAGAAGGCGGAUGUCACAAUGCGUAAGGUGACUGAAAGAGACGGUGACAGCGACGAGGACGAACCUCCGACGACCGACGGCCAGUUGCUCGAAGUCGAUGGCACGCGAUUGAUCGGUGUAAGGAUGGAAGGACAAGCCUAUACCCCGAAGCCCGUGAAACUGCGGCACGGCGUAGGCGCUGGUUGGUCCAAGGACAGUGCCGGUGUUUGGAGGCGAUGA